Messenger RNA from Cladocopium goreaui, 948 nucleotides. NCBI's taxonomy places the organism in Eukaryota, Dinophyceae, Suessiales, Symbiodiniaceae. The record is from the annotation of a GenBank genome assembly.
AUGGCCAAGAUGUUGUGCAGCCCCUUGGCCAUCUUCUCCCGUCAACGGCGGAGGCCCAACGAAAAGACGGAGGUGGACCUGGUAGGUGAAGUGCAAGGCAAGACCUGCAUCGUCGUGGAUGACAUCGCAGAUACCGCAGAGACGCUGUGCCAAGCCGCCGACAAAUUGAAGGCGCGAGGGGCCUCUGCGGUGAUUGGUGCAGUGGUGCACGGAAUCCUCUCGGAUCCGGCCUGCGAAAGCAUCAUGAAGUCCCAGCUGGAGACCGUCUUUGUGACUGAUACCAUUCCCUUGGACGACAAGUUGGAUAAAUGUCCCAAACUUUCUGUCGUCUCUGUUGCCUCGUUAUUGGCCAACGUGGCUGAUCUGCAGCUGAUCCACGGUCAUAGGGCCACGACCCCCACGGCCCGCCCUUUGGCUCUCAGCGGAAAAACUUUGCCGCUGCUCCAACGGAACCGUUGGGGCCGGAGGGGCGGGAAGGUGACUCUGUUGGCGCUGCAUCUGUUUGCUGCGGAAGCGCUUCCAGCCACUUCCCUGCUGCAGGUCACCGUGCAGCUGCAACGCGGCAGUGUGGGGGAGUUGGCCCCCGGAACACUUGAGGCGCUCGAGGCUGGGGCCUUGAACUCCACCAUCGCAGGCCUUUCGCAGCAGGUGGCGCCCAAGGUUGCCCAAAACGUGGCCCAAACGGAGCCCGCGAAGGUCGCAUGUCCUGGCUGCGCACAUGUAGCGUCCGAGGCGGAGCUGGAUCUGCUGACGCAAGUGGAGGAGAAUGAGGAGGACGAGAUGGUGGCCUUGGCGUCGCAGGCGAAGGUCUCCUUGUUGCAAACUGCCUUGGAACAUCAGCACGGCCCAGCGAAAGCCAAGGACCUUGCGCAUUUGCACGCCAGUGGCAUUGAGGAUGCCGAUGAGGCCUUAGCACUGCUGGAUGCUGUCAGUGAGCUGGGCCUAUGA